Molecule: messenger RNA, 1575 nt
Organism: Colletotrichum chrysophilum
Lineage: Eukaryota; Fungi; Ascomycota; Sordariomycetes; Glomerellales; Glomerellaceae
Exons: 7
Coding region: 1-1575 (524 amino acids)
Biological process (GO): transmembrane transport; carbohydrate transport
Cellular component (GO): membrane
Molecular function (GO): carbohydrate:proton symporter activity
Source: RefSeq, a predicted model, not a curated record
AUGGUCUGGAAGGACAAGAAGAUCAACAACAAUGACGACCGUCAGGCGUUGGAGGCCACCACGCCCACCAACACCAAGACGGUCUCUUGGCUCAAGGACUCUGGGCUGAGGCCGCUCAACUUUGGCCUGUUCUUCCUGCUCUGGGGAGACGUCGCGCACGGCUUUGAUGGCAGUCUCAUCAACAACUUGCAACAGAUCGACCAAUGGCAAGAUGACUUCAACCACCCUCGCGACAGCCUCCUCGGAGCUCUCAGCGCGUCUUACUGGGUUGGCAACAUCAUGGGUGUCCUGUUGAUCCCGGUUCUUUCUGACCGGACGGGUCGUCGUAUCGCUAUCGCGGUGGGAUGUAUUCUCUGCAUCGUCGGUGCCGUGAUCUGCGCGGCGACUAUGAAUGUUGGGGCAUUCAUCGCUGGUCGUCUUCUCCUUGGCAUGGGCGGCGUCAUUUGCAGCACCGUUUCAACUAUUCUCAUGACCGAGCUGGCAUACCCGGCGCACCGCGCCACGGCCACGGCACUCAGUUCCACAACCUACUCCGUCGGAGCCAUCUUGGCUGCAUGGGUUGCCUUUGGCAGCUUCCGCAUCCCGGACUCUUGGGCAUGGCGCGCGCCGACAGUUGUACAGGCCGGCCCAAGCGCGAUGGUUUUGAUCGGCCUCUUUUUCCUCCCCGAGUCGCCAAGAUGGCUCUGCAGCAAAGGCAAAGAGCAGACUGCGUUAGACAUCCUGACCAAGUACCACGGCGCCGGCGACCCCAACGAUGCUGUUGUUCAGCACGAGUACAAUGAGAUCAAGGAGACGAUUGAAGCCGAAAUGACUCAGAACAAGAACCCCUUCCAUCUUAAGGCACUAUUCGCGACCAAGGGUAACCGCUACCGUUCGUUCAUCAUUAUCUGGUGCGGUAUCUGCAAGCAGUGGUCAGGCAACGGUCUGGUCUCGUACUACCUCGGCAGCAUGCUCAAGAGCGCUGGCAUCAGCAAACAGAUUGAGACGACCCUCAUCACGGCAACCUCGCAGAUGUUCAGUUUCGCAUGCUCAUUCGCCUUUGCCUUCUUGCCUGCGCGAGUCGGUCGCAGGCCAUUGAUGUUGAUCAGCAUGGCCCUCAUGUGGGUUGUCUUUGCUGUUAUCACUGCCACCACGGGAGCAUACGUCGAGACCGGGAACCGCCAUGCGAGCUACACUACAGUUGCAUUCAUCUAUCUCUACAGCGGUGUCCACAACCUGGGGUGGACGGGAGCCCAGAUGCUCUACAUCGUCGAGAUCCUGCCUUACCACAUCCGCGCCAAGGGCAUGGCCAUGUUCAGUCUGGUUGCGGGUAUUUGCGGGGCCUUCAAUACCUAUGUCAACCCUGUCGGCAUUGCGGCCAUGUCGUGGAAGUUUUACUUCUUCUAUGUUGGCUGGAUUCUUGUGCAGUUCGUGGUCGUGUACCUGUUCUUCCCCGAGACCAAGGGACCCAGCUUGGAGCAGAUUGCUCUGCUCUUCGAUGGAAAGGAUGCUCAGCUUGGCAGAAUCAAUGCCGUGGCCGAUGAGAUGCUCGAUGAGAAGAAGGAUGUCGCUGUUGAAACGAGGGAGAGGCAGUAA